Messenger RNA from Lodderomyces oxycetoniae, 6675 nucleotides. RefSeq lists its product as uncharacterized. Bases 1 to 6675 code for a protein of 2224 amino acids. Gene Ontology annotation, molecular function: protein binding; DNA-binding transcription factor activity; GTPase activator activity. The transcript is spliced from 3 exons. Gene Ontology annotation, cellular component: cytoplasm. Gene Ontology annotation, biological process: regulation of DNA-templated transcription. The record is from RefSeq and is a predicted model, not a curated record. NCBI's taxonomy places the organism in Eukaryota, Fungi, Ascomycota, Pichiomycetes, Serinales, Debaryomycetaceae.
AUGUCGGACUUUCCUUCAUUGAACGUACCUCCAGAGACGCCUCGAGGUCGAAGUUACAAUAUCAAUAAUGCUAACCAUAGUGUGAAUAGGCUUGCUACUCCCUCGUUUUCCUUUGGUCUCAGCUUUUCGCCUGCUUUCAAUUUCAAUUCACCUUCUACUUUUUCACCGAGAAGGUUUCUUCAGUUACCCUCAAAUCAAAAAGCUAGCACUACAAAAUUGUCAACGUCACUUGCGCCAUCUAGAGAUCAUAAUCAGUUUUUUGAGUCCCUAACCAGCGCGUCUUCAAAGUCAAAGUCGAGUAAUAACAGCCACAGUGACGAUACUAUUGAAACUAGUGAAAAUAAAAACAGUCACGAGGCAAACAAAGAUGAAAAUAAUGAUGAUGAUGAUGAAGAAGAAGAAGAUGUUUGGUCAUCCUUGAACAACACCACCCUGCAAAAUGAAACCAAUUUGACGUCUAUUUGUGACAAUGAUAAGGAGAAAAUUCAACUUAAUGUGAAGAAAGAAAAAUUUGACGAGUUUUUGACCCCCAAUAAGCUCUUCUCAUUGAACUCAAAAAUAAAAAAGUCUCCCCAGAAGCUUGCUACUGCAGCAGAAAUUUCGCCAAAACUCGUCCAUUCUGGAGAGCCUUGUGAUGAAGCUCCUAGCAACAGCAACAACAGCAACAGCAACAACAAAAACAACAAAAGGAAAUUCUCUAGUAUAACUGACACACCAAAUAAUGCUGUUGCGUCAAAAAUUAGCAAGAGUAUGGAUUCGCCUGUUACUUUUAGAGAACCAAGUAUUGCAAUUUCUGAUUCUGCUUCCUCUUCAAUGGCCAAUGAAGAUAAAGUGUGGAACCAGGAAUUGGACGAAGUGUUGAUAAAGGCACUCUAUAAAUACAAAAAAUUUAGAGACGAUAUGGAUUCCGAUCAAGCCUCAGUAUUGAAGAAAACGUCACAAAACAAGGUAAUAUCAAGAAUGAUAUUUAACAAAACAGGAAUACUUAGAUCAGCAAAACAAAUAUCGUCUCGUAUUUUUCGAUUAAGUAAAACAGGGAAAUUGAUAAAGGACGGCAAAACACUAAAGAGCGCGAGAUCGUUGAGUGAAGCUGGUGAUACCCCCACCACCGCCAUACUUACACCACUGGUGGAGAGCAACUUCUAUAUAACAGCUACUGAAUCUCAACGUCGAAAUGCCCUAAUUGAUGAAGAGUUGGAUGUCUUAUUGUCCUCGCCGCCAUUGGAGGACAUCUUUGAAGAACGUGUUACUUACAGGCUAGAAUUGUCCAAGUUCAAAAUACUGUACGAAACACAAGGUAACGUAACUAUUUUCACCGAGUUUAAGCCAAACAAGGAUAUUGAAAAAAGAAAUAGUUAUCUAGAAAAACAUGACAGUCCAGUACUCGACGACUUUGUUAUCGAAAAUGACAUUCCCUUUUGGACACUUCAUCAUGAUUUAAACUUGCGUAGCAAUCAAAUAAUCACUUCAACACCAAUGUCUCCAAUUUCCCCAGCUAUGCCGGCACAGAGAUUCAAUUUUUCUCAGGGACAAUUUGAGUCGAUUAUGGCAAUUGAUGUUUGUUGCGAGGAAAAUCAUUCUCGUCCGAUGCUCAAUUGGUGUAGCUCAAUUGUAGUUUACAAGAACGACGAAAAAUUAUUCAGCCUUGUGGAUCUCAUUAAUGGAUACUCCAAAAAAGGGGAUUCAAACUCUUAUCACUUGCAAAUCCCAUUCAUCAAAUCAUUCUUUGCUGGGUUCUUCAACUAUCUUUUAAAUGGUUCUGCUAUUACCCCCCAGGAUAACCUCAAAAUUAUACAAAUUAUUUACAACAACAGUGAAGCUGGUAACACCACUUUAGAUUUGAAAGAAUCGCAUAUUCACGCCUAUUUGAUUCACAAGUUUGAUGUAAUGGGGACACAUGGAAUAACAACUGUAACAAUGAAUAAACGCAUGUUAAAAAGGAACAACUCGAUGAACAAAGAUGACAACGAGACUGUGGUGGCAGAAUCCUCUCCGUAUAAGUCUCCAGCCUCACUGAAUGAUGAUGUCUCCGUGCAUAAUUUCGAAGGUGGUGGUAAAAGGCUUAGAAUCGAUAUUAGUCGCGCUAAUUUUAACAUGGGCAUUCCUGCGGGUCCAAUGACUGCUCCCGUUGGCAUUUCAGAAUUAUCAAACUACCCAGAUUCAAUGAGUUUGGACGACUUUCAAAAAUUCAAAUCUUUAAAUUUUGCACUGUUGAGCGGACUGGGGCCACAACAAAUGCAGAAUGAUGUUCUCACACAACAACCACAACAACAACAACAACAACAACAACAACAACAACAACCAGAGCCACAACAACAACAACAACCAGAGCCACAACAACUACAACAACUACAACCACCAAGUGAUGUGCGUCUCUCCAAUUCGUCAGUUGCAAAUUUGGACCUCACAACACAUUUAAUUGCACAGCAGCAGCAUUUUGUUAUGACUCAAAAGCAACUUGAAGUAAAAAUGCAGAUGCAAAUGCAAAACCUCCCAACUAUUUUGCAGCAACAGCAACAGCAAAAUUUCCCAAUUCAAUCGCAAUAUUUUCCAACGUGCUAUCCGGAACGGGCUCCAUCUGUACAGCCAUUCGUCAGCGGCCCAUUACCGCCUAGUUAUCGACCUAUUAACGAACAGUAUAUACAAUAUACUCAACCGCUACUUGCAUCGCAACACAAUCUUCAGCCUCAAUUUUCUCUUCAAAAUGCCCAGGUUUCCUUUGUUCAAAUACAAAACCCUCAUUUUGCUCCCUUACAAGAGCAACAACAACAACAACAACAGCAACAGCAGCAACAACAGCAACAACAACAGCAGCAACAGCAACAAGUACAUGCCCAUACGCAUAUGCAUUCACAGGAUAACACUGUGCAUCUGCAGCAUAACAUGGCCUCGGUUCCUGCAAAGCCAAGGGAACUUACAUUUUGUCCAAUAAUAGGUUACGACCCAUCAAAGGAUGUAAAGAAAAUUCAUGGAAAAACCAGUAAACCAACUAAUGGCGUCCAUCGUUUUCCAAUCAAUUCGCCAGUGAUAAGGACUUGGGAAGCUGCGUAUUUAAAAGGUAUGUCGCUGCAAUCUGAAGCUUGUGGGAAAACUUUUGACGCCUCCAAGAUGCGAGAAAAUGGUCGAAUUGGCGUGAGCUCUCGUACGAGUGGUAAUUUACCAGACGCUAUGGAAAAUUCUUUUACAUCGAGUACAGGGACACAAGAAUUGCUGGUAAUGUUAGAACUGCUGCAGCGGCAGCAGCUCAAUGAAGCGCAAACGCGAAUAAAGUCGCAAGACGUGCAAACCCAACGGGUAAAAUCACAGCAAAAUAGACGGUCAGUUGGUCAAUUCAAAUUGAUAUCCGUGACAUUUAAGGAAGCCGCACUAGACAGCCCCAGUUUUCGAGCGACUGUAAAUCAUAUGGACUGUCAAGUAAACAAUAUUGAGCAAUGGCUUUUGGCGUUGAGCUCGUCUAUCAAGAAGAUCCCUAGAUACGUUAAGGAAAUGGAUACAUUUUGCAACUCAUUCUUGGAACAUCUUGCGCCCGGUUUCUUACAGGAUGGAAUGAUCGACCAAGAGUACACAGUGCAAGCUUUACAUAUAACUAUGGAUGGUUUGAAAAUACUUUGGAACCAAAGCUUAUCUGUUUUAAGAGUAAAUCCUCAAAUUUUAAACCACAUGAGUGAAUUCAGGAGCACUCAGGUUGCUAGGUAUAGAGAUUUGAGAAAAAAAUAUGAAUCAUGUCAAAGAAAAUACGACAAGUACCUAAGUAUCUUUGUCAGUACAUCCAAAUCGAAAGAUGCUACGAUGGUAGUUGAAGAUGCUCAACAACUACAACAAGUACGGAAGGAGUAUGUACAAGUGAGUCUUGAUUUGGUCGUUGAAUUGCAAAACAUUGCUAGCAAGUUGGAUAAGCUUCUCGUUGCAUUAAAUAGCACAUUCUGGGAAAGAAUACGUGACAAGAUCAAUGGAGAUGGUUGUUCCGAUGAAUUAGAAGAGCAAUAUGUAAAAAUUCAGCUGGUGCAAGCAUGGUGUGACUCAUACUCGGAGGCAACCAAAACUUUAAAUAAUGACAUGUUACUGGCACGGAAACAAGUAGAAGAAGGAGCUAAUUUACAGUUUCAACCUUCAUUGGAUCCUCAGGAUUAUGUAUCGAGCAACAUAAACUAUAGAUUCUUGAGUGAGAUUGAUGAAUCCGGUAUUGAAAAACACGGAUAUUUAUUUAUGAAAACAUGGGUUGAAAAAUCGUCAAAGCCAAAGUGGGUGCCCAGAUGGUGCUUUAUUAAAGAUGGGGUGUUUGGGAUGUUAUUGUUGAGUCCUUCUGAGACAUUUGUUCAAGAAAGUGACAAGAUUGGGAUUUUGUUAUGUAACGUGAAAUAUUCUUCUAAUGAAGAUCGAAGAUUCUGUUUUGAGAUUAAGACAAGUGAGUUGACCAUAACUUUACAAGCAGAGUCAUUGAUAGAACUUAAAUCUUGGUUGAAAGUAUUUGAGAAUGAAAGAGAAAGAGUUACGGCAACGGACCCCGAUGACAAUUUGUUUCGAGUUGCAUCUAACAGAUUCCCACCAAUAUUAUCGGAGUUUGCGUCAACUGUAGAUACUACAAUGGAUCGUGAACUUUCGAAUUUGAAAAUAAUUAACUCGGUUGGGCAAACAAUCUCUUCUAGCUCACUAUCUAGAUACAUUGAAAAAUAUGAAAAGUUUCAUGAGCGACACAUGUAUUAUCAAAUUCCCAGGCUCCAUCCACCCAUAAUGACAGACACAACAAAAUCCGCCAUGAUUGCUUAUAGCUGUAUAGCUCCCACUGUGCUCCCCACGGCACUUACUGCAAAUAUUUGGGGGUCUGUAAACUGGGGGCUUUAUUAUUUGUAUGACUCGGAAAAGAAGCAACCUGUGUUUGCGAAACGAGCUGUGCUUGAUCAGGAAAUGGUCCAGUUUCAAGAUAAACAUUUAGGUAAAGACGUUUCGUAUCCUGAUUUUUAUCCCAAGAAUCUCAUUAAUUUAGACAUCCAAAUGCGUGCCUUGUUUGAGAAAAUCCUUCAACCGGGAGAAUAUUGUGUGAUGUCAUUUAGUUGUAUAUGGACACCAAACUCCAGACAAGAACUCUCUGGCAGAUGUUUUGUAACGAUGGCACAUGCAUAUUUCUAUAACCAAGCGCUCGGGUUUGUAGCUUUAAACAAGGAAUUUGUUAGGAGAUUGGUAUCAAUAGAUUGCAAUAUUCAAAAAAAUUACUACAUCCUAAAAAUCUACGAUGUUGAUGGUGUAAUUAAAUUGAAAUUGUUCUCCACAGAUGGUAAAUUGGUUAAAAGAAAAUUGACAUAUUUAAUUGAGUGCAAUGCUCGCGAUAAUCCUAGUAGCUUGCAGGAAGUCUUUUCUGCUUUCAGCAAGAUUGAGGAUGAAGUGGAAACGGAGGAAAGGGACCAAAAAUUACUCAAAAAGAUCAACGAUUUAAACAAUCAGUUAUCAAGCAAGAGAUUGAUUAAUAAUAAAUUCGCUUUUAAUACAGAUGUAUCUUCCAUUGUUCCUAACUCGAACACUGUUGGAACAGCUCGUAGAGUCGAGUUCACUCAAGAAUAUGAUCUUUUAAGUGAAAAAGUAUAUAACAUACCACCAAAAGCUGUCUUCCAUGCCUUCCUUGGUGAUGACUCGGCCGUAUUCAAAGAUAGAAGUGCUAUAACCAAACUUGGUUUCUAUGUGAGAAAGCCUUGGCGAAAUAAUGAACUCACUGGUCAUUUAUAUAGACAAGCUAACAUUCCAAUUCUUUAUACGGGUGAAAAAAAGCAGCUACACUUUGAGCAAGAAAUUGAAAUAAUGGAUGACAAUUCGUAUUAUACGAUUCAUCAGAAUUUAAAAGAUGCAGUGAAAGCAGUAGGACAUCAUGGUAUGAUUGUUAAAGCAAUUUACUUAUACGGCAAAUUAAGUCAUACAACUAAGGAUGAAGAGGUUGAGCCAAUUCCUUUGAUGAAAAUUGGGUUCCUUUAUUGUGUGCAGUUAUUAUUUAGAAAGGUAAAGUACACAUCAAGAGCCUUUAUCAACUGGUUAGUUGUUUGUUUUGUUCAAUCUAUAAAGUUUGCUAUCAAAUUGAUCAGUGUCAACUACGUUUUCAUAAUGGCAAUUAUAGGCUUGCUGUUAUUAAACGUGAUGCUUGUUGGAAAGUCAUCGAUCAAUUAUUGGACUGCGCAAAAAGCAAGUAACUUGAUUACAGAUUAUAUCUCCAAAAAUUCCAUGAUGUUACAAAGAGCAGUUUAUUCCAAGGAUAUACAGGAUUUUAUAUCGACAUCAAUAACAACAAGAAACAGUUCAAAGCCAAACAAGUCAUUCAAUAUUUUCAAGAAAAGUUCAUUUUUGUAUAACUUUGCCAACUCUUCUUCACUUACUUGGAAUGAUUACUAUAGUGAUGACACAUUAUCAGUUGCAAAGAGUCUUAAAUCUUCGUUCCAAAGUAUAGGAGUAAAAAGACACCACUUGUUAGUGCAAUUGAAAAUAUUGGACAAUAUGGAGAAGGAACUUUGUUUAGCAGAGUACGUAAACUGGUUGAUGAGUGAAAUUCAAAGAUGUGAUUAUAUGCAAGAAAAUAUUCUAGACCAAUUUGUUAAUGCAAAAGAAACCGGAAAUAACCAUAAAUCUUCACAAAGUAUACAAAAAAUAUUGGAUUAUUGUAGUGAGUGUAGAAACACUUUAGAGGGAUUGAUUUGA